This is a messenger RNA of Suillus fuscotomentosus, 1169 nucleotides long. RefSeq lists its product as uncharacterized. The transcript is spliced from 7 exons. Lineage: Eukaryota; Fungi; Basidiomycota; Agaricomycetes; Boletales; Suillaceae. Bases 346 to 1137 code for a protein of 263 amino acids. The record is from RefSeq and is a predicted model, not a curated record.
AGUUUCAUGGUAAGUAGCAAUGCCGGAAUGAUAUUAUAAUCUGGGCAAAUGGCAGCACUUGUGCUAUUAACUUUACUAGACUCCGACUUCCCUCCUAACUGUGUGCGCGAGGAGUACCGGAUUCUGAUAUGUCGAUGUCCGGGUGUAUUGGCCUCUUUGUGACGUUUCUGAGUGGUAUAGCAAAGCACCCUUGAUCAUUUUAACACGGGUAUGUGUUUCACCGUAUGUAAUUAAACUCAUGUGAUCUUCUCCGAGCAUUAUCAACCGGGCCUGCAAGGUGGUCCAUGCACCGCAGGACAAUGGUGAUACUAUAUCCUUGCAUUGGCUUUCGCUUCUUUCCUCCACAUGCCGCUUUUAUCUUUUGCCACUCGACGAGACCACAGUUCAGUUGUGGCAAGCUGGCCCGAUAUAAAACCUCAGCACAUGGCAAAUGCACAUCACACAACGUUCCUCCGCAGGCUCGAUCUUCUUGUGCAUCAUCACUUUCAUUGCAUCGCCCCAUCUACAUCGGUUGUCUGUGACACCAUGCCUUUCCCAUUCACUCUUGCCUGUAGACUCUUACUCCUCGUUAUUGGUAUCUGCAAUGUCAUAUCGAUUGUGAUUCUAAGUCCGGAUAUUGUUGCGCACACCGCAGGACCUUUUGAGGCCGUUGCACUUGCGUCAAACAUCGUAGCUCUGUUGGUAUUCCUCAUUACUUUCUCAUUCUUGUGUUGCAGGCGACAUGCAGAAUCUAGCAACACUAGAAAUAUUGCUACCUUUGGCACUUUGUGGCUUUCAGAUGUCACAUCUUGCGUCCUUUUAACAAUCCAUGCACGUCAGAAUCACGCGACCGCCCUUUGUCAUGACCUUUCUCAGUCUGGUGACUGCACAAUGGCUAAUGUUCUCCUGGCUGUUUUCUAUAUGGCUUCUAUCUUCGCUUUGGUUGGUCUCGUACUAGCAUCCUGGGAUAAACACCCCGGUAUCACUAAGGUCUCGCCUCGGUAUCCGAUCACUAAAGCAGCAAGUUCACAUUUCACUGCCUUCCAACACCCGCUGGACGUGGAGUUGGAGAAUGCGUACCCUCAGUCCUCCAGCAAGAAGGCAGAACACAUAAAGGAGGGGCGCACCCACGAAAGGUGGACCGAGAUUCCUCUGUAGACAGACAUGUUGGUUUUGUACUUGUAUUGCCA